UGCGGGCAGCGAAAAGUUGUGUGCACCAGCAGCAACAACAAAUGAGCAGCAGCAGUCUUUGUUUCGGUCACGGGCGUGAAUUGUAUCAUCGUGCCGUGCCGUCCCAGUGUGUCUAGCUGUAGUCGGGCACAGUGCGGAACCAUCUGCAUAGGGGGAUGAUUUCCCGUAGCGAUUUCGUUCUCCAAACGGGCAACUAGGUAGUGCUUCUCCGUAGCCUUACGAUAGGUGGUUCCGUUCCGUUUGUAGCGUUUGUUCUUGUAACACCGUCGUGUAAAUAUAGCGUUUCCGUGUUAGUGCUCUAGUGCGACCAGCGAGAGUGAAGAAGCGCUCCGUGCGUUACUGUGCGUGUGUCGAUGCGCACAUGUGUGUGAGUGUGAUUUUUGUAGUGUUAUUUUGUGGCGAUUGCGUCUGCACACCCAUUAUUCCCACGCCAACUGUGUGCUGUGCAGCAUCCCCUUCACUAUGCGAUCGCUAUGGUGAGCGGUGCUUUCGUUCGUGCUAGCAUAGAAGUUCACAGUGCGUGUUGUGUAGUACCAGGGCAGGGCAGAAAGCAGUAGAGUUUGCCCCCACCCCGCUUACAUGGGUAUCAUAAGGCGGGUGUCGUUGUUAGCCUUUCGUCCUGAUUUGUUGUUCCCCGUUGCCAGUAGUAAGCGCGAUAGGCGUAGCACGAUUAGUACACUUUCGUUCGGUCCGUCUGUAUGGUGAAGCGCCUGAGCGGCAGCGCUCAUCGACCAGCGUGAAAGCAAAAGGAGCGUGGGUCUUGUGUUUUGGUGUUAAGCAAGGAGAGAGGCAAAGAAGAAAAAUAAAAAUCGCGCGCGCCACGGAAGGUUAGCAGCAGCAAGGCAAUCCGUGGCCCCGGAUCCGCGCCCGUGUGACCGAUGGUGCGCAAUAAAUACACGCUAACCACCGCUGGCAAGUCGCCCAGUAAAAAAUCGCGCACCGGCAGCCUGAGCAAGCAGCACGACGCCACCGGCGACGACGACGGCGAAACCGGCACCCUGGACGGCAGCGGAAGCGCCGCCGGCAGUCCUGUAGGAGGCGGAACCGACGCGGCCGCCAAACGAUGUGACGGCGGCUCGGUCCACAAGCAAAACCUUUACAUCAUUUCGUUUCCCGUUAUCUUUGUGUUUAACGUGCUGCGCUCGCUGCUGUAUCAGUUGUUUAUCGUUUUCCGCUACGUGUACAACUUCACCACGAAGGUGGUUUACCGGCCGGUCCGGAAGGAGUGCGGGCUGGAGAUCGUGAUCAACACGGAUCAGCACGGCCAUCAUCACCAUCACCAUCAUCGGCACAGUAGCCACAGCAUCCACAGUACCACCGCCGCACAGCAGCUUCAGCAGCAACAGCAGCAGCAGCAUCAAUACAGCCUACUGCAACAGGAGCAGCACGGUGUCACAGAACCUCAGCAGCAGCAGCAGCAUCAAGCGGCCCAUCCGCUGCAGUGCUCACAGAGUGGCAUUUUGGUAAACGGCGAAGGUCGCGAAAUGUCCAUCCAGCGGUCAGCGAGCGGCAGCCAGGUGGGUCCCGGGGAUCCGCUGCUGGCGAAGCAGAAGCAUCACCACCGGCGUGCGUUCGAGUACAUUUCCAAGGCGCUCAAAAUCGACGAAGACAACGAGGAUCAAAAAGAGCUGGCCAUCGAGCUGUACCGGAAGGGCAUACUGGAGCUGGAGCGCGGCAUCGCCGUCGAGUGCUGGGGUGGCCGGGGCGAGGUCUGGGAGCGGGCCCAGCGGCUGCACGAUAAAAUGCAAACCAACCUCUCGAUGGCACGCGAUCGGCUGCAGUUUCUGGAACUUAUGCUGGAAGCGAAACGGCUUGAGUUGCUCGAAGGCAGCGAGCAAGGCGAGCAAACGCACAAGCAACCAUCACACUCCACCGUACGGCGCCAGAACACGUUCACCGUCGGCGAUGAGGACACCUCGACCGCGUUGUCAUCCGCGAAAGCCGCCACUUCCGGUGGUGCUGCUUCUGCGCCCGAACGAAAGUUUAAGCUACCCAUGUUCAUUCCAUCCGACCUGCACGAAACGGGCAGUGGCACCAGAAGUCCCACCACCACCCUGCCUUAUCGGGACGUGAAAUCAAAGCUGCACAGUACGCCGACCGAGAACAGGAUGGUAUCGUUUAAUGAAAACUGUACCAUCACCACCAACCACCAUCCGGCCCGCGGUACUGCUGCUUCGUCGAGGCCAACAACGGCCGCCACUGCGCCUGCCACACCAUCACUGCCCAUUAAACAAACCGCCAGCGAAGCAUCCGGGCGGAAAUUAACAGUCGGCUACAAGCGUCCCGGCAAUCUGGGCGUGAUGAAUAAAUCGCAAACCCUGCCCCGCAGCAUGGGCGGCACCCGCACGACCCCGACCGGAACGGGCGGAGCGGGCGGCAUUGCCGGCGGGCUCGGGAACGGCGGUACGUACGGCGGCAGCAUCGUGGGCGGUGGUGCGGGAAUGCCAAAAAUUGUGCCAAAACCGGCCGCAACACCACCUGCCAUCAGGCGUCAGUUUUCCAUUCCUGGAAGCUCGCCAGUGCGGAAGGCCAGCAAUGGUUAUGGUAGCAAAAAUACGCCACCGCCACGCUCGAAAACUCCCCUCGCCGGUCAGCAGCCGCAGCAACCUCAGCAGCAGCAGCAGCAGCCACAAAUUUCCGUCAAGGGCGUUGAACCGAAGCUGGUACAGAUCAUCAUGGACGAGAUAGUCGAGGGCGGCGCCAAGGUCCAGUGGCAGGACAUUGCCGGCCAGGAGGUGGCGAAGCAAGCGCUCCAGGAGAUGGUCAUCUUACCCUCCGUGCGGCCAGAACUCUUCACCGGGCUGCGUACACCGGCGAAGGGGUUGCUGCUGUUCGGGCCACCGGGCAACGGCAAAACGCUGCUGGCCCGUGCCGUCGCGACCGAAUGUUCCGCCACGUUCUUCAGCAUCUCGGCCGCAACGCUCACGAGCAAGUACGUGGGCGACGGGGAGAAGCUGGUGCGCGCCCUGUUUGCGGUCGCGCGCGAGCUGCAGCCGUCGAUCAUUUUCAUCGACGAGGUCGACUCGGUGCUGUCGGAGCGGAGCAGCAACGAGCACGAGGCAACGCGCCGGCUGAAGACGGAGUUUUUGGUCCAGUUCGAUGGGCUGCCGGCCAACUCGGAGGCGGACCGGAUAGUGGUGAUGGCCGCCACCAACCGGCCCCAGGAGCUGGACGAGGCGGCGCUGCGCCGGUUCCCGAAGCGUGUCUACGUGACGCUGCCCGAUCGCGAUACGCGCGAGCUGCUGCUGCGGCGGUUGCUGCAGAAGCAGGGCAGCCCGCUGAGCGAUGCCGAUCUGGCCCAUCUGGCCCAGCUGACGGAGGGUUACUCGGGGUCGGAUUUGACGGCACUGGCGCGGGACGCGGCGCUGGAACCGAUACGAGAGCUUAACGUGGAGGAGGUGAAAAAUAUGGACCCGACGAAGCUGCGCAGCAUCCGGGAGAGCGAUUUUCACAACUCGCUCAAGCGCAUCCGCCGCUCAGUGGCACCGCAAAGCUUAGCCGCGUACGAGAAGUGGCUGCAGGACUUUGGUGACGUUACGCUAUAAGCAGGUGGAAUGGGUACAGGAAGGCACCUCGUAGGAGGUUUUAGGACGCACAAACAUGUCGCAGGAAGUGUGUGUGGCCAUUAUGAAGAGGGAGGCAGUAGGAAAGCUGGCAUCGGUCUGAUGCGGACAGGUGCGGACACAGGUCCCUUGUUUCAAAGCAGACACACACACAUUUAGUAGAGCGUGUGGUACUCUGGUAUAUAUGUAUAAGACAAGUAAUUCCCCGCCUGCGAUUAAUCAUCUUGCUGUUGUUGUGUUCUUAUCCUUGGUUGUGAAAUCGUCACUAGACAAUGACUUACGGUGUUGCGUGUGUCGAUGCGACGGUGUGUAUGUAUGCGUAUUAUGUAUAGUUGUAUGUUCGCUUCACUCGCAAGCUCUUUUUUUUCUUGUUAAUCACAUCGUCUACACGAUCUUUAGCUAUUAUGCGUAUUUGUACAUUUCAGUUUAGUUGUUGUACGCCUAUAGGGUAGGCGUAAGGAAAGACACUCACACAUUUGCACUUAAACUUAGCUACAGAACAAACCGUCUAGAUAGCAAUGAUUAUUCCUCAAACUCCAAAUGCUCGUGCUAUCGUGGUUUGUUUUGCCUUUUCCUUAAUCGUUUGUGUACCGAUCCGGCUAGGUAAACAACUAACCGUUUGGUGGUACUGCCCAAUGAAUGUAUAUAAUGGAGAUGAUGUGCGGAAGCGAAACGGAGUGUCCAAACCAACCGACCGACCGUAGCAUUGUAGGUUAAUUCAAUGUUGUAAGCAUCUAUCCUCGCAAACGAAUAAGAAAACAAAACAAUCUCCGUUUGCCGCUCGUUCGAAAGUGAACAAAGUUUCUAUUAUACAAGUAUUCUUACUUUAUCACUAUUGCAACCAGUUGUGAUGCCGUGCGAUGCUUUAGAUGCUGCGCGAAGGAAGGUGAACGCGAGACAGGAAAUCAAACAGAAAUUUGGUAUUUGUCGGUGUAAAGAACAUGUAAACAAGCUGAACAAACUGGGUACGUUAUUGGUUGUUUUGUUUAUUUCUCUUUCUUCAAUAUGUACAUGCUUAAGAAUUUUAGAGGCUUUGUUUAUUGUUUAAGUGUAAAAGAGUAAUGGGGAGAUUCGCUGGCUUCUACCGAAAACGGCACAAACACGUACUGUUUGUACCAUUACAAACGGUUUUAUACAAUGGAUGCUGCUUGAAUGCGUGUGCGCUUGAUGAGCUCUCGGCAUACCACGGUUUACGCAUUAGCAUGGGCAACGAAUGCAACAAUGUGUUGUACAAUUACAGCGACAUCCCAAUUACGCAGGCACAUCGGGAUAUUAGUUUGAGCCAAAUUGGUUUACCAUUUUAAAUGUUUUUAUAAAAGAGUUAGCAAACACAGCUGCAAAAUGCAAGAUGUUUCCAUUCCUUUAAUUGCUUUAAUUCACCCUACACAUUAGCUUUCCCUUCUUUUUUCUCUUAAUGUGAAACAGCAGUUGCCUUGAAAUUGAAACCGAAACAGCCUGAUGAACCGUUCGGGUCUUAAUCAAAGAAACAAAAACAAAACAUUACAAAAUAACAAAACGAAAAAUAAAUCAAACGCAAAAAAAAACAAAAACCAUUCGCUUUUAACGCAUCAUAAACAUACAUUAUUAGCAUCGUCAAGCAAUACCAUCACCAUCACACACAAGCUUCUUCCGCGGGGAGUAAGGGAACGGCACAAAAACGGGAACUCUCCAUUUGCGGAACGCGGGAAGCCCCCGUCACACAUAAACGCAAUCAUUGCGCAUAACGCGCUCCGCAAACACGCCAAAGCAAAUGCCUCAACCAAAAGUAAUGCCGCAAUCACAAUACGCAGCAAAUUUGUCGAUAAGUAGAAACAUGCAUACAUGCAUGGACAGGAGCAGUAAGUCUUACGGUGCAUCCAAGUGCAUCCAAAAUCAAACACACACACACAGUCGUUUGGCGGAUACAGUGCUCUACUAUACAAAUAACAAAUCGUAACCGCUGGGAGCGUAGAUUCGAACGACGACGACGGAAUUUGUACAAAAAGAUACACCAAACUAAUCACACACACACACACUACUACACACAACUAAAGCAGAUAGGAUUUUGGGGGUAGUAUGGAGAAAUUCACACCAAGCUUAGGGAAGUUUUAGCAUGAGUUUUGUGUUCACUUUGCAGCAGGUUACCAUAUAGCUAUAGCGUUCUCUAACCGUUAUUCACUCUCCCUUCUCCCUUCGUGUUGCUCGUCAGCUACUUAGCGUGUUGGUUUAUGUCGUUUCAUAGCGAUUGGGGCUUUUCUUCCUGUAUCCUUUACAAAACUUACUUAGCAAAAAAAACACACAUUCCAUCCAGUAGUGAUGCAACACAAAGCACAGAAUGGCAAGCAAUCAGGCGAACAAGAUUCAAAGGUUUUCCCGCUCGCCCUUUUUCUGCUCUAAUGAGCAUUACUAGUAGGCUGUGGUGCUGUUUUAGAACAACGCGCCGUCAGUAAUGUGUUGUGCUGGGUAGGUGAAUUGGUGAUAGACAUAAAAAAACGGGACACACAUUUAAUUAGCAUUGGAAUUGGUCCCUCAAUCUCUCUCUCUUUACUGGCCGAAAACAACGAUCGUGGAACGGAUUGCGACUGCGCUUUGCGGGCGCAUAAUUACGGCGUACGUAACGUCCAUUGGAAUCCUUAGCGUGUAACAGUAGUGUAAGCAAGCACCCAAAUCAGUUUUAGCAGUUGCUUAUCGCGCGAAAAAGAUAACAAACAAAAGGGGAAAAAAGAAGAAGAAAGCAAAAGUGGAAACCGAGUGAGUUGCUAACAUUAGUAAUAGUAGUAGUAGUAGUGGUAGUAGUAGUAAAUAAAACAGAAAAUAGAUAAGAACAAAAAGCAAACAACAUAACCACACAAUAAACGAUAAAAGAGCAAACAACACAAAGUAGAUUUCAUAAAAGCAUUCACACAAACAUAAUAAACACAUACACAUACACAAACCAGAGGAUGGAAACGAAUGAAACAAAAGAUCCAUCUCAUAUCCGUCAAGAAGACAGAAAUAAAACUAAUCCAAAAGAAAUGAAAACAAAAUUGAA
Anopheles gambiae (African malaria mosquito) is the source of this 6573-nucleotide messenger RNA. It is a transcript of the gene spas, whose product is annotated as spastin. Gene Ontology annotation, molecular function: microtubule severing ATPase activity; ATP binding; ATP hydrolysis activity. The record is from RefSeq and is a predicted model, not a curated record. The transcript has 6 exons. Gene Ontology annotation, cellular component: microtubule cytoskeleton. Bases 879 to 3545 code for a protein of 888 amino acids. Lineage: Eukaryota; Metazoa; Arthropoda; Insecta; Diptera; Culicidae.